Messenger RNA from Phasianus colchicus (ring-necked pheasant), 1349 nucleotides. Lineage: Eukaryota; Metazoa; Chordata; Aves; Galliformes; Phasianidae. The record is from RefSeq and is a predicted model, not a curated record.
CGGGCCGGGGGGUGGUGGGCUGAGAGUGGGUCGGGGCUGGGGAGGCGGUAGUGGGAUCGUGGGGUGUUCGGAGCUGAGCGGUGAGCGGGGAACCGGAGGCUGGGCCUGGCGGUCAGGCCUGUGGAGGGCUGAGGGGCCGCGGGGCCGUCCCUGCGUCCGCUUCUUUCUCCCUGCGUCCGCUUCCUUCUCCCUGCGGCGCUGCCCCCUGUUCUCCUAGCAGCCCAGCUGUGCGUGUGAGAGAUGCUUGUUUUCUUGCUUGCCUCUCCCCGCCCGAUGGCCGUGUGCUGGUAGUUAGCCCUGUUCUGCAGGUGGAGGACUCCUCACGCUUCCCUUCUCCAGGCCCCUGGGCCGUACAGCCGAGUGGAGGAUGGUAAAAGCAGCCCCGUGCUGUGCUGCGUGAGGCGUUUCGUGCUGUGUGAGGCAGCGCUCGCAGCAAGAUGCCUCAUGCUUUGAGAAGUUCAUUACUGUAGGUUCCAUGAGCUUGGCUGGUAAUCGUGUGAUAUACACAAGCACUGGAUGACCAUAACUAAACAAUGUCUGUACCACGUGGAGCUGUCCAUGCAAAAUGGAUAGUAGGGAAAGUCAUAGGAACCAAAAUGCAGAAAACUGCCAAAGUGAGAGUGACAAGACUUGUACUAGAUCCUUACUUACUAAAGUUUUUUAACAAGAGGAAAACCUAUUUUGCCCACGAUCCAUUGCAGCAGUGUGUUGUUGGAGACAUCGUUCUUCUUAAGGCUUUGCCUGAGCGGAGGAGCAAGCACGUGAAACACGAACUGGCUGAAAUUGUUUUCAAGGUUGGAAAUGUCAUAGAUCCGAUCACAGGAAAGCCCUGUGCAGGAACCAGGUUUCUUGAAAAUCUAUCAGAUUCAGAAAACCUGACAGAGGCAGAUACCACUUAUCUAAGUGAAAAACUCCAGGAACUCAAAGUUUGUUCAACAGACAAAUAGUGGAGAAAAUAAUUAAACGGGGCUUUCCAGCUCAUCUCUGUCAGGGAUGUUUGGGUCCCUGAAAUUGUAUGUUAAAAUGUUUUGGUGAAAUUUGUAGUCAAAGUAAGUAGCAAGCAUAGUUGCUUCUAAGAACAGACGUUCCAGAAGAAAAACUUGGUGCCUCAUAUGAAAACAUGGAAAAUGUGAGUUAAACGUUAAUGCUUCAUUUUGUUGCAUGUAGUUCUGCCCAAAGUCUUGACACUUUCCAAAGCCAGCUGCUCACUUGGGGAAUGACUCUUCUGUACCAAGAGAAAAGAAUACAAGAAGGGUUGUUUUAAUUGUUCUGUAUUUCAGGCGAUCUUUUGUGAUUUGUAGGCUUAAAAUGCUAUUAAACCUUUUGAAAAGAAGUGUAGAAACUUUAAA